Molecule: messenger RNA, 372 nt
Organism: Dibothriocephalus latus
Lineage: Eukaryota; Metazoa; Platyhelminthes; Cestoda; Diphyllobothriidea; Diphyllobothriidae
Source: the annotation of a GenBank genome assembly
AUGCUCACCGAAGCCAACUUUAACUUAAAUGUAAGGUCUGUUGAAAUCAAUUGCAUUGGCCCAGACGUCUUGGGUUCGCGAUGGCCCCUCCUGGCGCCCAUUACACUCGUUGUGUUUUUCAAUUUCAUCGUUCUCGUUACUGUUGGUGCUGUUAUCCUACGUAGCUACCUUGCCACCCGUCACACCAGAUUCACCAAAUCAACGAACUUGCUUGUGCUGAUCCAAUUGAUGCUCACACUGGGAAUGCCCUACAUGUUAAUUUACGUCCAGAUCAUCAGUCCAGUCAUUAUGAUUCUCAUUCUGCCGGUGGGAAUCGCAGUCACAGCGCUUUUUAUGUUCCUUCUUGUUGCCGUCAUAGACGAUGUAAGUUAA